AUGAGUGUCCGGAUCCCACCCAGACUCCUGGAACUGGCGGGUCAGAGCCUGCUGAGGGAUGACGCCUUGGCCAUUGCUGCUCUGGAGGAGCUGCCUGCCAAGGUCUUCGCGCCAGUGUUCAUGGAGGCCUUCAGUGGGAGACACACGGAGACACUGAAGGCGAUGGUGCACGCCUGGCCCUUCGUCUGCCUCCCUCUGGGGGGCCUGAUGCAGACGCCUCACCAGGAGGCCUUACAAGCAGCCCUCGAUGGGCUAGAUGUCCUGCUUGCCCGGAAAGUUCACCCCAGGAGGUGGAAACUGCAGGUGCUGGAUUUACGGAAUACUGGUCAGAACUUCUGGAGUGUGAGGUCUGGAGCCAGGGUCCACGUGUGCUCACCGAUGGGACCAGGGGCUGAGGACAGUUCAAAGUCGAAGCAGCCCUUGGCUCCCUUGGAGGUGUUCAUAGACCUUUGUCUCAAGGAAAGGACCCUGGAUGAAUUCCUCACCUAUCUUGUUAUGUGGGUCAAGCAGAGAGAAGGCUGGCUACAUCUGUGCUGUAAGAAGCUGGGGAUUUCUGCAAUGCCCAUCCAAAAUAUUGAGGAAGCCCUGCAUAUGGUGCAGCUGGACUGCAUCCAGGAGCUGGAAGGGAACUGCACCUGGCAGCUGUGCACCCUGGGAAAGUUUGCUCCUUACCUGGGCCGGAGGAGUAACGUGCGGAGACUCCUUCUCUCCCACAUCCACGCGACUGCCUCCGAGGAGCAGGGGCAGCAUGUGGCCCGCUUCACCUCUCAAGUCCUCAGGCUGCACCACCUCCAGGGGCUCUAUAUAGAAUCUCCCUCCUUCCUUGAAGGCUGCCUGGACCAGAUGCUCAGGUGCCUGAAGACCCCCUUGGAGACCCUCUCAAUAACUAACUGCCUGCUUACGGAAUCAGACCUGAGACACCUGUCUCAGUGCCCCAACACGAGUCAGCCACAGAACCUGGCUCUGAGUGGCAUCAACCUGGCCUCUUUCAGUCCUGCCCUCUAAGUCCUGCUAGAGAAAGCUGCAGCCACCCUCCAGAACCUGGACUGAGAUGAGUGUGGGAUCGUGGACUCCCAGCUCCAGGCCGUCUUGCCUGCCCUGAGCCGCUGCUCCCGGCUCAGGACCUUCAGCGUCUGUGGGAACCUCCUCUCCGUGGCCAUCACGCAGAGGCUGCCGCGCCACACCCACCGGCUGCACAGUUUAAGCCUAGAGGUGUAUCCCGCCCCUCUGGAGAGUUACAGCCCUCAGGGGGCUCUCCACCUUGGGAAACUUGCCUGGUUUAGGGCUGAGCUCACAGAGAUUCUGAGGGACUUAGGGCGGCGGCCCAGGACCAUCUGGCUUAGCACCAGCCCCUGUCCUCCCUGUGGCAACAAGACGUUCUAUGAUGUUCAGUGGCCCUGUUAUGCGCCUGCCUAG
Molecule: messenger RNA, 1416 nt
Organism: Diceros bicornis minor
Lineage: Eukaryota; Metazoa; Chordata; Mammalia; Perissodactyla; Rhinocerotidae
Product: PRAME family member 7-like
Biological process (GO): positive regulation of cell population proliferation; negative regulation of DNA-templated transcription; negative regulation of cell differentiation
Cellular component (GO): cytoplasm
Source: RefSeq, a predicted model, not a curated record